Molecule: messenger RNA, 1064 nt
Organism: Marchantia polymorpha subsp. ruderalis
Lineage: Eukaryota; Viridiplantae; Streptophyta; Marchantiopsida; Marchantiales; Marchantiaceae
Source: the annotation of a GenBank genome assembly
GGUGCUAUCUGUAUCUAGUCACAUGCACGGUGCGAUCUGUGUACAGUCAGUCAAAGAGGAGAACCUCUUCCCACGAGAAGUGCAUGAGCAAAUCCUCGCAGCUCGUAUAAAAGCAGGGCGUAGAACGAAUGUAAAACAUCAGUGAGCAAUUCUUCUUGAGUAAGGAGUCAUCCAUUUCCAAGACUAAAGGAUUCAGCCAUGGCUCGUUCGAACUCCAUCCCUCUACUCGCCGGCUGCCUGAUGGUAGCUGCCAUGUUCUGCCUGGUGCAAGCCGGAAGUGAGUGCACUGUGAAGACAUAUAAAUUCACAGUGUUCCAGCAGAUGAAUGAGCCGGCAGAGAUCGAGGUGUUUCCCAAGGGUAUGAUCUACCAGAACGCUGCAACGAAGACGGAGGUCGCCAGUUCGGACUUAUAUGCGACAUUCUCCGGUCUCUACUUUACCUUCGGCAAAAGCAGGACCACCAACAUUCUCCAGGACGUAUCCAACAUUUUGUUCGUGGACCUCGAGGAAGAAGGUGGCACCUUCGGUAACGAUGCUCGCCUGUACACUCGCUCGCAGUGGUACACCUCCAGGAAGGACCAAGACUUGAGGUCACAGACCGCCGCCAUCGUCGGUGGAUCCAAGGGACUCGCCGGUGCAUACGGAACCAUUGAAUUCACCUUGGUCAAGGGCAACGUGUACCGCUGCGACGGAGUCUUCUCCCUCUGCAACUGAUGGGUGAUUGCUUGAUAGAGUUCAGUGUCUCGCGAAGCUACGCAGAUCCGAAGUAGACUCAAGUAGGGCGCUGAAACGAGCUGCUUGGUUCCCCGCUCGCAGUCCAGGCUUUCCACCAGGCGUGGUAUAUAGCUGUAUGUGUAUAUGCAGAGUUUUUUCCAUGUCACCGUUCUAGAACAGAUUCCGAUCCAGUGUGAUUGGGUCGUCUUGUUUCGUUCAGCGAAACUUUCUGUAUUGAGAUGCAGCUUUCAUAAUUUACCACUCUCAAUGUUGCACAUUUCGAUCUCGUCGAGGCCAAGAGAACCUGAACUCUGGAGAUGUUAAUAAUAUAUCAUUGCCUCACGCUUUGA